This is a messenger RNA of Erinaceus europaeus (western European hedgehog), 2504 nucleotides long. RefSeq names its product forkhead associated phosphopeptide binding domain 1 (gene FHAD1). NCBI's taxonomy places the organism in Eukaryota, Metazoa, Chordata, Mammalia, Eulipotyphla, Erinaceidae. Gene Ontology annotation, molecular function: protein binding. The transcript is spliced from 19 exons. The record is from RefSeq and is a predicted model, not a curated record. The coding region runs from base 156 to 2504 and encodes 782 amino acids.
GCGCGGGUUCAGGGCUGCGGGCUGAAGACUGGGCGGCGGGAGCGCGGCCGGGGUGGCCUCGCCCGGGAAGGAGCCCCGCACCCCGGGAACCCGCCGGACUCUCGGCGGGAGGACGGAGGGUGGGCUUCAUCCUCCCACCUGGGAAAGCAGAGAAUAUGAAAGCCUAUCUCAAGAGCGCAGAAGGCUUUUUUGUCCUGAAUAAAAGUACCACGAUUGGAAGGCAUGAGGACUCAGACAUUGUUUUAGAGUUUGCCGACAUAGACAACCAUCACGCACUCAUCGAAUUUAACGAGGCCGAGGGCAGCUUCGUCCUCCAGGACUUCAACUCCCGCAAUGGCACCUUCGUCAAUGAGUGUCACAUUCAGAACGUGGCGGUGAAGCUGCUUCCUGGAGACCUGCUGAGAUUCGGCGCCACAGGGCUGACCUACGAACUGGUGGUGGAAAACCCCUCGGUCUCCUUCCCAUGGGUGAGGGGCCCCGCACCUUGGCCAAGGCCACAGCCACCUCGGGCCGCUCAGCAGCCCAACCCAUCGCCCUCACCAACACAGAUGCCCUUCUACCAGGGUGUCCGGCCAACGCCCAUGCAGAGGAGCUGGUCACAGGGCUUCCCCAGGCCCACUGUGGUCCCGCCGGCCUCCCACAAGCGGCCUGUGAGCGCCAGCGGGAAGAUGUUCUCCUUCAUGAUGGACGGCAUCCCCCAGUUCCCCUUCAUCAAUCAAGUGUGGACCAAUGUCAUGGACCUGUCGGAACAGUCAAUGGCCGAGGGAAUUCCAGGGGCAGAACCCGCCAGGGAGAUAUAUGUGGACCAGGACCUGGGCCAGCAGGAUAAGGAUGAAAUAAUUCUGCUGCUGGGAAAAGAAGUCAACCGCCUCUCGGAUUUUGAACUUGAGUCCAAAUUCAAAGAUGCCGUGAUAAUGAACUUGCAGAACGAAGUGGCCAGCCUGAGCGAGAAGCUGUCGGAGAUAGCCACCUCCCGGCCGGAGAGGGCGGGCCCGCGGAAGUGUCAGGAACAAGUCACGGACACCAAAGAGAAAGAGAUCGAGCUCUUGAAAAGCCAGAUCAGUGCCUUACAGAAAGGCUACAGCCAGGUGCUGUGCCAGACCCUGUCGGAGAGGAACUCAGAAAUCACCAACCUGAAGACGGAGGGUGAGAACUUAAAGAAGGACAACGCCCUCACAGCAGGGGUAGUGUCAUCUUUGCAAAAAAGUAUACUAGCCAAAGAUGAGCAAGUUCAACAACUGAAACAGGAGGUGAAUCAACUAAAAAAUGACAACAAAGAAAAGGAUCAUCAGCUUGAUGCCCUGAACAGCAGAUGCUCAGUGCUGAAAGAAGAGUUAAAAAAGGAAGAUGUCCAGAAGGAACGCCGGGAAGCCCAAGAGAAAGAGUUGAAACUCUGCCAAACCCAAAUCCAAGACAUGGAACAAGAAAUGAAGAAGCUCAGGGAGGAGUUGAAGAAGAGCAGCACUGAGCAGGGCAUGAUCUCCAAGACCCUUCGUGAGAAGAGCAAGGUCGAAGAGAAGCUUCAGGAGGACUCCAGAAGAAAGUUGCUUCAGCUCCAAGAAAUGGGGAACAGGGAGAGCCUCAUUAAAGGCAAUUUGGAAAGGGCAGUAGGUCAGCUGGAGCACUUCAGAAGCCAGGUCAUCAAGGCCACCUACGGACGUAUUAGGCCCUUCCAGGACAAGCCCAUCACGGAUCAGCAGUUAAUAGAAAAGAUCACGCAGGUCACUGAGGACAACAUCAACUUUCAGCAGCGGAAAUGGACCCUGCAGAAAGAGACUCAGCUCAGCAACUCCAAACAGGAGGAGAUCACAGAGAACAUCGAGAAGCUGAAGGCCACUUUGGACAACUGCCAGGCCUGUAUGAAAAUGUCCUGCUGCAGCAGUGACCUGAAAAAGGAGGCUGACCUGCUCCGCCACCUGCUGCUGAGCCCACCUGUGUCAGGGCUUCAGAAGGCGGCGCUGGACAUCGUGCGUGUGUCACUGUCCUGGCUGGAGGACACAGAGCGGCUCCUCCAAGAUGUCGGCAUCCAGUUAUCCGGCUCUGACAAAGGCAUACCCUUGUAUCUGAAAUGUCUUCUGGAACAUUAUAAAAAAAUGAAAGUCCAUACCCAAGAACUUCAGAUCAAAUUAAGCAGCUCUCAGGAAACACAGCAAGUUUUGCUGCAAGAAAAGCUGAAGGAGCAUCUGGCAGAAAAGGAGAAGCUGAACGAGGAGAGGCUACAGCAAGAGGAGAAGCUGAACGCCAAAAUCAAGAGUUUAAUGGAAGACAAGGCGGCUUUGGAGGCAAUCUUGACUCAAGAGAAACACAAGGCAAAGGAAACACUGGAGGGAGAGCAGAAAAGAGUCCAAGAUCUGGAGAGCUGCUUGACCCGUCAGAAGAAGGCGUUGGAGGAAAGCUUCACUCAAGAGAAGAACAGAGUGGAGGAAGCAUUAGAGGAAGAACGAACCAGAGUCCAAGAUCUGGAGAACCGCUUAGCCCACCAGAAGGAGCUGCCCACCCUGUAG